GUAUUGGGAGACCUGGUCUCUGCGGCAGUCACUACGAUGUUCUGGAAUCGGUGCGCUGCGGCGAUUAGACUCGCUUUUAAGUGAUUCGAUCGGUGUAUGUUUAUUCGAGGAGCUGAGAACCCGGAAAUCUUGUUGGUUCUGAGGGGUUCGUGACCUCGGAUCUGUGGGUUUACCUACUUCCCAUAGAGGUGCUGGAACGGAUCGUACGUUUGGAUCUCUGUAGCUUCGGGUCUUAGGUGCUUAUUUUGGCUUAGUGAUCUGUCUGAGGCUGCUAAAUAAAAUGAAUGAAGUGGUAGAUUUGUUGUGAUAAAUGAUUGUGCAGCAAAGUUCACAUUGUUGGUAUAUAUUGCCCUAAUCAUCUCCAUUGGUUUUGUCACCCUAAAAGAAUCACACGGCAUCGACAGGCAUAGAAACUGUUGUGCUUUACCAUCACUAGAUUGCCAGUCAAUUGAAUCAAAGCGGAAACAUCUUUAGUUGUUCAUUUUUGUUUGACUCGUUUGUAUUUUAGUUUGUACUUGAACUAUGCAUAAUUGUUCGCCGGUCUGAAAUUGAGUUGGAGGCUGGUUAUAUGUCAUGUUAUCGCAUGGAAUUAGCCAAGAUCACGAUACCUCUAGAGGUAGGAAUUUAAGGAAAAACAAAAACAUUCCAGUAUAGUUUCUAAAACUAUAUGGAAAACUAUGGAGUUCGAUAAAGUCAGUAAAGGCUUUCUCUCUUUUGUGUUCGAUUUUGGCAGGCUGGUUGUAUGUAAUAUUACGUUACUGCAUGAAAUUAACCAAGAUCAUCAUAUCUAUAGAAGUAGGAAGUUUAAGCAAAAACAAAAAUAUGCAGUAUAGUUACUUAAACUUUCUGGACAAGGACAACCAUGGAAUUCCGUAAAGUUAGUAAAAACGUCCUCUCUAUUUUUAAUGUUUAAAAUCCCUGCAUUUUUCAAUAUAUUUUCCUGAAUGUCCUUGAUUUAUAAAUUUCCUGCAAUAUUCCUGUAGUCCCCCUAGGCACAUUUGAUAAAGGAGAUAAGACAUCCAGGUUAACUAUCUUGGUUCUUGUGUCAAUUAUGUUCCAACAGCACGAUAUGGUGCGGAAGUCGAUCUGGGAUGCCGGGACAGAUGGUUACCCAGGCUCUUAUUUCUAAGAGCAGCAAAUACCAAUUUGGAAAAUUCACCCUUGGGAAAUUCUUGAGUCUUCUAAUGGUUUCUGGCUUAAUAUACUUGCUUGCGCACAAAAGUUCGAAGGGUUUUGUAUCUGGUGAGCUCCAUGACAAAGAAGUAGAGAGUAGACAUGCCAGUAAAGAUUCUCCCACUAUCCGUACAUUCUGGAGAAAGCCACCAAGGCUACCUCCACGUCUUCCUCCAAAUGAAAUAUAUAAGAACAGUUCAACACUUCACCACCCCACUUCAUCUGAAUGGACAUCCAGGCAGAAGAAAGUUAAAGAAGCAUUCGAACAUGCAUGGUCUGGCUACCGAAAUUAUGCGAUCGGUCAUGAUGAGCUUAUGCCUUUGAGCCGCAGAGGUGUAGACGGAUUAGGAGGUCUAGGUGCUACUGUUGUGGAUUCUUUAGACACUGCAAUAAUAAUGGGUGCUGACGAUAUUGUGUCUGAAGCAUCAAAAUGGAUUGAAGACAACCUAAUGAAAAAGAUCAGCGAGAAAGGGCAGGUCAACUUAUUUGAAACCACUAUCCGUGUCUUGGGAGGGCUUCUUAGUGCAUAUCAUUUGAGUGGUGGAGACCAAGCAGGAGGAGGUGAUUCUGGGAUAGCAGUAACACCUAACAAGACUAAUCCAGAUCGUCUUCUGGCAGUCUCAAAGGAUUUAGCAGACAGAUUAUUGUUAGCUUUUACAUCAAGUCCAUCGGCUAUACCUUUUAGUGAUGUUGUUCUUCGUGAUCGUGCUGCACAUGCAUCCCCUGAUGGCUUAAGCAGUACCUCUGAGGCUACAACAUUGCAACUGGAGUUCAGUUACCUUAGCAGAAUAUCAGGAGAUCCAAAGUAUGACUCAGAGACAAUGAAGGUGUUAGAGCAUAUGCGAACACUCCCAACAGUGGAGGGUUUGGUGCCUAUUUAUAUUAAUCCCUACUCUGGACAGUUUAGCGGAGAGAAUAUUCGACUAGGGUCGCGUGGUGACAGUUACUAUGAGUACCUAUUAAAAGUUUGGAUUCAGCAAGAAAAUUAUCGUAACACUAGCUUGAAGUAUCUAUUUGAAAUGUAUACGGAAGCAAUGAAAGGGGUCAGGCAUCUUCUUGUUCGGAAAACUACUCCAAAUGGGCUAGUUUUUGUUGGGGAGCUUCCCAGUGGACGAAAUGGUGCUUUUAGCCCUAAAAUGGAUCACCUGGUUUGUUUUCUUCCUGGCACCCUUGCUCUGGGUGCAACAAAGGGUAUCACUAAGAAAAAGGCUCUUGAAAGUAAUCUUCUAACUAAGGAAGACAUAGAAAAUCUUCAGCUUGCUGAAGAUCUGGCUAAAACUUGUGUUGAGAUGUACUUUGUGACUUCUACUGGACUUGCUCCUGAAAUUGCUUAUUUUCACAUUGAGGGUAAUCCUGAAGGUGGACCUGAUGGUGGGAACAAAAGUUCUGAAUAUAUUAGUGACAUCAUAAUCAAGCCUCUUGAUCGUCACAACCUUUUACGCCCAGAGACUGUGGAAUCCCUAUUUGUUUUGCAUAGAAUCACAGAGGAUCCAAAGUAUAGGGAGUGGGGUUGGCAAAUUUUUCAGGCCUUUGAGAAGUAUACAAAAGUUGAUUCUGGUGGUUAUACUUCACUGGAUGAUGUCACAAGCCUACCUCCACCUAGGAGAGACAAAAUGGAAACCUUCUUCCUGGGGGAAACAUUGAAGUACCUGUAUUUGCUGUUUGGUGAAAGUAAUAUUCUUCCACUGGACAAGUAUGUAUUUAAUACUGAGGCCCACCCACUUCCGGUCAUUCGGUCUGUGGUACAGGUGUACCUUUUGUCUCAAGAGAACUGCCCAUGCUUGUUUGGAAAGAUAUUAGUGAUAAUAACAUGGAUAAAAUCUGUAGAACCAGACAUGCAAGAUUUUUUCACAUAGUUGCAUGCUUUUGACACAUCGAUCACAAAUUACGCCUUUAACAAAAUUUCAUUCAAGUUAACAAACUUGAGGUCAAGCACACACAUGUCAACGAUAGAUGCAAGGGCUUAUUAUUUUCAGUUGUUAGUAAGCUCACUGCUUCUUGCAUCAAUUCCCGGAGUACAAUUAUUUAAACUUUGUGUUUGUGCUGAAAAUAUCAUUGACCAUAUGUGCUGAAAAUACCACUGAACCAUAACUUCAGUUGGCAAACAUGCAUUAACAAGUCAUCAUUUUAUGAAUUCUUGCCUUUUUUAGUGUCAGAAGGAACUGCCAUAUUACCUACCAAUAAACUAGCUUUGAGCAACAAUUAUUUUGUAUUUACAGUGCAGACGAGCUCUUGAUUGAACAGGUCAAACAUUUAAAUUCAAUUGGAAUUUCAGAAAAAUGGUUAGUACUCGAGUGAGGUCACUGCCUUCCACAGCACAACCAUCUCUAUUCUUCAAAGUAUGGAGAAGUGAGGUAAAGGACUGUCGGGCAUUUUCGUAAGGAAGAAUUGUCUGGUUCCACAGCUCUUUGAUUAUGGCUUAUCCAGUUUGUUCUAGUGGACAGUCUGCUAACUACUCGUACUUAACUGUAACUCUUUGAAAUUUUGUGAGCAAGAUAAGUUCUCAUUCGUGGCUGUGUCCUAGACUAACCAAAUUGCCUGAGUACACGGAAAUGCUUUAAAGAUAAAAUGAUUCCACCGCCUUAAACAACUUUCCUGUCUCUUGAUGUACUGAUCUCUUCCAUGUGUACCAGCCGUUUGGCUUGUCUAGGACAGACCUUUAGAAUGUUAACUGGCAUUCAGUUUUGCUCGUAGAAUUACAUGGCCUUGUCAUUAACUGGCCAUCAUCCAAGAAGUUUGGGAAGCCUUCAUCCA
Molecule: messenger RNA, 3927 nt
Organism: Triticum dicoccoides
Lineage: Eukaryota; Viridiplantae; Streptophyta; Magnoliopsida; Poales; Poaceae
Product: mannosyl-oligosaccharide 1,2-alpha-mannosidase MNS3-like
Exons: 7
Coding region: 1092-3029 (645 amino acids)
Biological process (GO): mannose trimming involved in glycoprotein ERAD pathway; carbohydrate metabolic process
Cellular component (GO): endosome; membrane; endoplasmic reticulum
Molecular function (GO): mannosyl-oligosaccharide 1,2-alpha-mannosidase activity; calcium ion binding
Source: RefSeq, a predicted model, not a curated record